AACAUGCUGCGGGGCCGGAAUUCGGCCACCUCCGCCGACGAACAGCCCCACAUCGGCAACUACCGUCUGCUGAAAACCAUCGGCAAGGGCAACUUCGCCAAGGUCAAGUUGGCCCGGCACGUCCUGACUGGCAAAGAGGUUGCCGUGAAAAUCAUCGACAAGACGCAGCUCAACUCCUCCAGCCUGCAGAAGCUCUUCCGAGAAGUGCGAAUAAUGAAGGUCCUGAACCACCCCAACAUAGUGAAGCUCUUUGAGGUGAUCGAGACGGAAAAGACGCUUUACCUCGUCAUGGAAUACGCCAGCGGGGGUGAGCAGCAGGCAGAGGGGAGGGGGACAGAGCGGAGCACCCAGACACCCCUAAACCCCCUCGCGGCACUCUCCCUCCUCCCGGGACAGGCAGAAAACCUACUGCUGGACGCCGACAUGAACAUCAAAAUUGCCGAUUUCGGCUUCAGCAACGAAUUCACCUUCGGGAACAAACUGGACACGUUUUGCGGGUCCCCCCCCUACGCUGCCCCCGAACUCUUCCAGGGGAAGAAAUACGAUGGCCCCGAAGUCGACGUUUGGAGUUUGGGCGUCAUCCUCUACACUUUGGUCAGCGGUUCUUUGCCCUUCGAUGGGCAAAAUCUUAAGGAGUUACGGGAACGGGUGCUGCGGGGUAAAUACCGUAUCCCCUUCUACAUGUCCACCGACUGCGAGAACUUACUGAAGAAAUUUCUUAUCCUUAAUCCUACCAAAAGGGGCACUUUGGAGGUGAGGGACUUGGAGGGGGGUGGGGCGGGAGGUGGCGGAACACCCACAGGAGCACCCCGAGGGGAGGGGCUGCCCCGCCCCCCCCCAAAUCCCCCCUCUCCCCCCACGCUGAUCUCGGCCCCUUCUCGUUUCUCGAGGAACCCGCACGAGCCCGAGAGCAAGGACCGGGUGGAGACGCUGAGACCCGCCGUGGGGCCGGAGAAAGAAGGACGCGAAGGGGGUGGACGCGAGGCCAAACCCCGUUCCUUACGCUUCACCUGGAGCAUGAAAACCACCAGUUCCUUAGAACCGGGCGAGAUGUUACGAGAGAUCCGGAAGGUUCUGGAUGCCAACAGCUGUCGGUGCGAACCUCAGGAACGUUUCGUCCUCCUCUGCGCUCACGGCGCUCCCGGUCACGACUCCUUCGUCCAAUGGGAGAUGGAGGUGUGUAAACUCCCUCGGUUGUCCCUCAACGGCGUCCGCUUCAAACGCAUCGCCGGUACCUCCAUGGCCUUCAAGAACAUCGCCUCCAAGGUGGCCAACGAGCUCAAGCUCUGA
This is a messenger RNA of Charadrius vociferus (killdeer), 1290 nucleotides long. Its product is annotated as serine/threonine-protein kinase MARK2-like. The record is from RefSeq and is a predicted model, not a curated record. The transcript is spliced from 8 exons. Gene Ontology annotation, cellular component: cytoplasm. The coding region runs from base 4 to 1290 and encodes 428 amino acids. Gene Ontology annotation, molecular function: ATP binding; tau-protein kinase activity; protein serine/threonine kinase activity. Gene Ontology annotation, biological process: protein phosphorylation; microtubule cytoskeleton organization; intracellular signal transduction. Lineage: Eukaryota; Metazoa; Chordata; Aves; Charadriiformes; Charadriidae.